Molecule: messenger RNA, 1233 nt
Organism: Anopheles cruzii
Lineage: Eukaryota; Metazoa; Arthropoda; Insecta; Diptera; Culicidae
Gene: sit
Product: elongation of very long chain fatty acids protein AAEL008004
Exons: 5
Coding region: 16-939 (307 amino acids)
Biological process (GO): sphingolipid biosynthetic process; fatty acid elongation, saturated fatty acid; very long-chain fatty acid biosynthetic process
Cellular component (GO): endoplasmic reticulum membrane
Molecular function (GO): fatty acid elongase activity
Source: RefSeq, a predicted model, not a curated record
ACAGCAGCAAUCAAAAUGAGUUCACCAAACGCCACGACAUCGUCCAACUACUGGGACUUUGUGUUCACCGAGCUGGCCGAUCCUCGGACAAACCAUUGGCCCCUCAUAUCGUCGCCCGUGCCCGGGUUGACCAUCAUUGCCAGCUAUCUGUACUUUGUGCUCAACUUCGGACCCAAGUAUAUGGCCAACCGGAAGCCGCUGCAGAUGCAGAAAACCCUCGUCGUGUACAACUUCAUCCAGGUCCUAGUCAGUGUCUACCUGUUUGCUGAGGGUCUUGAUGGGGCAUGGCUGCGGAAUUACAGCUGGCGGUGUCAACCGGUGGACUUUGAGAACAAUCCCGCUGCCAUGAGGGUUGCUCGCGGUUGCUACAUCUACUUCCUGGCCAAAAUCUCCGAGCUCCUGGACACGGUGUUCUUCACGCUGCGGAAAAAGGACAACCAAAUCACGUUCCUGCACCUGUACCACCACACGGUGAUGCCGAUGAUCAGCUGGGGAGCCACCAAGUACUACCCCGGAGGGCACGGAACGUUCAUCGGUGUGAUCAACUCGUUCGUGCACAUCGUUAUGUACACCUACUACAUGAUGGCCGCCAUGGGACCCCAGUACCAGAAGUACCUCUGGUGGAAGAAGUACAUCACCAACCUUCAGAUGGUCCAGUUCGGUAUGGCGUUCGGUCACUCGGCCCAGCUCCUGUGGACCGACUGUGGUUACCCGCGCUGGUCCGUGUUCUUCACCCUCCCGAACGCCAUCUUCUUCUACAUGCUGUUCAACGACUUUUACAAAAAAUCCUACGGUUCCAAACGGGCUAGCCGAAACACUGCCUCCGUCCGGGACGACGGGACCACCGCCGACCCGACGGUCAACGGCAAGAUCGUGGAAAACAACAAUACCCUCGACGCGUUACCGAAGCCCGCCAAAGUCGCCAGCAAAGACCUAUGAGAGGGCCGGGAUGGCCGGGCCGGGGCGCUUGGCGUACAACUAUGCUCCCGAGUUUUGCUCAGAAUACCAGUUCACCUGCAGAAUACCAGAAAGUGUGCGGAAAAAGGGUUCUUACUGCCGUCAAGUACCUUCGAUGACUUUUUUUUACUUCUUUUCGUGUGCCGAGAGUGUACCAAGGUGUGUAGGGCAGUGUGGAAGGGUUCGUGACAGUCUUUCGGGCGGACCUUAGGUCCGGAGCCGGACGCAUCAACCCUUCUCAGGCCGACGCCGACGUCCACGCUGACAGGUACGCGA